Molecule: messenger RNA, 549 nt
Organism: Mangifera indica (mango)
Lineage: Eukaryota; Viridiplantae; Streptophyta; Magnoliopsida; Sapindales; Anacardiaceae
Product: protein PHLOEM PROTEIN 2-LIKE A1-like
Exons: 4
Coding region: 1-549 (182 amino acids)
Source: RefSeq, a predicted model, not a curated record
AUGGCUUCAGCUCAAGUUCAGCUCCCACACAACCUCCAUGCCAUUCUGAAAGAAGGAGAGUCCAAGACUGACGCCUACUGGGACGAUCUGAUUGAGCAGCUCCACGCCGGAAUUUUCUUGUUUCAAAACAAACUGAAGUUUUGGGUUGACAGGCUUUUAGGGGCUAACGCUUUCGACAUUCAUGCAAGGGGUCUCUCAAUUACUUGGGGAGAUGAUACACGUUACUGGAAUUGGACUUACAAACCAGAUACUCAAAGUUGUGCUCAAGUUGAGAUGGCUGAAUUAUUGAACGACGGAGAAUAUGGAUUUGCAAAUCAUCCUGUGAACUUUAAACUCACCAUUCCAAAUUAUCAUGAGACCAUUGAGCGCAGAGAGGAUUUGAGUAAAUUGCCAAAAAAGAAAUGGGCAGAGGUCCGAAUUGGUGAGUUCUAUACAUGUUGCAAUAUGACUGGGGAUAUGGAAAUUUUGAUGUUUGAACAUGGUUCCCAGUGGAAGAGUGGGAUGAUUGUCAAUAAGAUUGUCAUCCGCCCAGUGCGUAGGCUGAAGUGA